This is a messenger RNA of Protobothrops mucrosquamatus (brown spotted pit viper), 1165 nucleotides long. RefSeq names its product zinc finger protein 3-like. NCBI's taxonomy places the organism in Eukaryota, Metazoa, Chordata, Lepidosauria, Squamata, Viperidae. The record is from RefSeq and is a predicted model, not a curated record. Gene Ontology annotation, biological process: negative regulation of transcription by RNA polymerase II. The coding region runs from base 1 to 1077 and encodes 358 amino acids. Gene Ontology annotation, molecular function: DNA-binding transcription repressor activity, RNA polymerase II-specific. The transcript is spliced from 3 exons.
AUGGAGGAGAAAAGUGAUGUAUAUAUGAAUGUCAAUGAGGAUAAGAAUCUGCUUUACUUCUUAGAUUCCACCACGGAGCAGACAGCCUUGGACCCAAGGAGUUUUUCUAAUGACGGAGGAAUGACUGCUAGGCUGCUCAGCCAGGGGCUUCUGACCUUCGAAAAAGUGGCCGUGCGUUUCACCGACGAGGAGUGGACGCUGCUGGACGCAGGACAGCGGGCCCUGUACCAGGAGGUCAUGGCGGAAAAUUAUGGGAUGGUGGCCUCUCUAAGAUCAGGUAACUCAACGCUGGACUCUAAGGAUGGUUUUCGGCUAGAAAGACCCAAGGAGACAAACCAUCAUGGGACAUUAUUGGAAAGAGCCCUGGGGAACCUCACCCAAGGCCCCAACACUCAGGAAGGUCUUGAAAUUAAGCAGGAGACGGACAGCUUGCUGGAAGUAAAGUCUGACCUAGCCUUGUUUUGUGAAGAGGUGUCUACAGACGGCUCCACGGAAAACCAUCAAGGAAGAGAUGCCGGUUUUGAUCGCUCUAGAAACCACCAGCAAAGAGCAAAUUGUUCCAAGAAUCAGAACGCGCCGACGGAAAGCGAACGGAUCUAUAAGUGCUCUUAUUGCGGGAAGAGUUUUGAGAAGAGCUUAGACCUGGUUACCCACGAGAGAGCUCACAUCGGAGAGAAGAUAUACAGGUGCUCCCACUGCGAGAAGCGGUUCUCUCACUGGAUCGACCUUCUGACUCACAAGAGGAACCACCAAGGGGAGAAGCCGCACCAGUGCGAACUGGACUGCCCCAAAUGCCACAGGCAGAGGACUUUUCCGAGGGCGCCCCGCAGAGCGCCACCCGGAGAGCAGGCGUGUCAGUGCCCGGUUUGCGGGGAACGUUUCAGCUGGAAAUCAAACCUUAUCAGACACCGGAGAAUCCACACAGGGGAGAAACCCUACCGGUGCACUGAGUGUGGGAAAAGCUACACUCGUAAAACAGCCCUUGAUAGACACAAAAGGAACCACGUGGGGGAGAAAGUCUGUGAGAUCGGUGCUCCGAGCCUGGGGCAGGCAUCAGUGUUGGUCCUCCUUGUAUGAAUCACAUGGAGCUUGACGAGAAAAAUGUUGUGUUGUAUUAAAUAUAUUAAAUGUAUUAAACAUGGGAGGAAGUUCACUUGCAGCUAAA